UUAAACCCAAUUGAUCGAGAGAUACUCGCGCAUCGCAUUCUUAAUCCUGAUCCCAUUGUUCCUCCAGCAUCCCCAUUCGUCUAUCCGCCUCCAGUUACACCGACCAAUACGCUAAGUAUAUUGCAGCCCACGUCAUUAAAGUCGCGUAAAUCGGGAGUUAGACCACAAUCUGCAUCUGUUAUGUCAGAUGCUGGGUGCAUGUAUAGUUCCGUAUCUCGCGUUUCUCACGCAUUUCUUCAGGCAACCCAUCCUCCUGAGGCUCCUCGUUGCCUUUUUAGGUUAUUUAGUCAACUUAGCUUAACAGAAUUACAAUCUGUUCCCGCCGACAUCUCCCCUGGAUCUUCUAGUGAUUCCACUUAUGUGGGCCACAAAAGGAACAUGAUCAAUGAUCUUCAUGAUCGACUGAAUAGUGAACUACUUCUGCUGAUUUGGUCAGCAGGCCUUAUGCCAGUUCCACCCUCUGAGAUAGUGAGUUCCGCCAAAAUUUCUGGCCCUUUUGAUGAGACCUCACCACAUGAACUCCCAGCUCCCAAACUGUGUCUCGUUCCUGUGGAUGAUUCUCCUACAAAAUCAUUUGCUAACCUCGAUUUACUUACAGGCGUCCAGUAUCAGCGCGUUUGGUUUAUAUUUGAGCGGAUGCUUGGCUCACGUCUUAGUUGGGCUGAUAGAUUUAACUACGUGGUUCGUGCAAUUGUCGAUUUGGAUGGUCUGAUUUACGAAGGAAGUAUGCGCAAAUUACUUGUGCCCUUUGUAAAUUUGAUAGCUGCUGGCUUAACGCGUCAAAUCCUUUGGUUAGCGUUUAAUUUGGUUCCUAGCCUACGAAAUACCGGGCAUCCCGCCUUUCAGACAGAUCUUUUGGAUGCGAGUGACCAUGAUAUUCUCUUCAAUUCCAAUCCUUCUGCAUUCACCUCUAUAGCUUCGACAAAGGAUGAUUUUUGUGUCAACCUUAAUGAGCCUGCUUCAUCCCAGCAAAAGUUAAAUUUUCAUACGGCAUCAUCUCGGUCUUUUGCUGUAAACAAGCCAACAUCACUUUCUACUUGCCUUCGCCAUCCUGAGCUUACUUGUCGUGUGGAUUGUCUUCUCAUUGCCGUUGUUGAACUUUUAUUUGGUGUCAGUUCUCUCUAUUUUAAAUCGUUAUUAUUGUACGUCUAG
Molecule: messenger RNA, 1152 nt
Organism: Protopolystoma xenopodis
Lineage: Eukaryota; Metazoa; Platyhelminthes; Monogenea; Polystomatidea; Polystomatidae
Source: the annotation of a GenBank genome assembly